GCGCGACGACGCCAGGCAGAGCAGGAUGGCAGUGUCGGCAGGAGCCAAGAAGGCGGGGACCGACGCGCUGCGGGCCGCUGGUGCUGACGUUACGGACGACGACGUCGCGAGCCUCGUCCUGAAAGUGAGGACGACGCUGAACGCGGGGCGGGCCCCCCGUUCGAAGCUGGAAGAGGCAAGACGACUGGAGGCAGCGCUGGACCCGGUGGCCAUCCGCCUGGCGCUGGGGAACCCGGAGGUCCCGGGCUCUGAGAUGGCCGAGGCCCUCUGGGGGUUCACUGAGGCCGCCACGUACGCCACGCAGGCGGAGAGCCGGAUCAGGAGAGUGGCGGCCGACACCGAUGGCUGGGAGAAGAUCGCGGAUCGGAUCUGGGCCCGUGCAGUCGGCGACGACGGCGGCACGCUGCCCACCGACUGGCUGCUGCACCUGGGCAUAGGGUUCCUCCUAUCCAGCCUGGUGGUGGUGCUUGGGGCCGACUCCGGGCGGCACCGCCUGGCAGGCGCUGUUGUGGGGCUGUGUGGCACCGUCCUGCUAGUACGGCGCGUGCCCGAGCGUGUGGUUGCCUGGUGGGCACGCUGGAGGCGGCGCUCGGCCUUCGCCGCGGCGCUGAGGAGCGGCGGGGACGGCCUGGACCUGACCGCCGCCGAGGACGACUGCGCGGCCUGGGACGCGAAGGGGGCCCCGACGACCAAGGGGGGUGGCGCGGGGGCCACGGAGGUUCCUACUGGCCCGCUGCACCCCCCGGGGCUGGCAGCGCUGCCGCCGUCGCCGUGGGCCCCACCUGCCGAAGGCGUGGGCGGGGGCGCCCCGCCAGCAAAGCCCGGCUCGCAGGACCUGGCGGCGCUGCGGGCGUUCGGCCAGGGGUCCGAGGUAGGCGUGCCAACGUCGGGGCUCAGCUUCCACGCGCCCCAUGCUCCUGCAGACGCGGUGAAGCUAGGGCGCGAGGUCCAGAUGGUGGGCGCCACGCUGCGCGAGUUCCAGGCGCAGGCGGCCACGAACGUGUACUGGGCCUGGCACUUCUGGGAGAGAAUCGCGGCGGUGGAUGGCUCCAUGGGGCUGCAUCCUGACCUCCGUCGCGUGCUGCAGACCCACGGCUACGUGGGCGCAGGAACGAAGUCCCCGCCAGGUGGUUCGCUGCAGCAGGAGCUGGACGCGCUGCUCUCCUCCGCCACAGCGCCGCACGGCGGGGGCAUGCACGCCUCCCCUGGGUGGGCCGUGGCCCCGGUGACCCAGCAGCAGCAGGAGGACAGCCGAUGGAACCUCAGCCUCCCGCCGGACCUGCGGCGCGCGGCGCCGGAGAUCUACCGCACCAUGCGGGGCGCUGGGGCGGCUAGCGCUCGCGACUGGCUGUCGCAGGAAGUGACGGGCCAGCGACGCACGGCAGUUUGGACCGACCUGUGGACUGCCGCCACCAACGUGGACUACUUGCUGGGCGGGUGCAGGACCCAGUCCGAGCUGCUCACCCGCCUGGCGUCCGACGAUGCGCUGGAGCUGCACCUGGGGCGGCUGGCGAGCUACGUCUACGAGAUGCGGACGAAGGACAAGGUGGGUGCGGCGGCCAUGUUGGCCGUGCGCCCGCCCGGGUCGGCCGCCGACUUGGCUCCCGCGUGGCUGGUGACCGAGGCCGCGACCCGCAGCAAGGCUGAGCACCAGCGCGACGAGAGGGUCCACGCCGCCAGCAAGCGCGACAACCGAGGUGCCCCGCGGCCGCGGGUGCAGCCUAGAAUGCCAGUGACGGGUUUGCCUGGCUCGCUGACGCGGGCCCUGCAGUGGAAGGAGGCCGAGGCCAGGUUGAGGACGCGCUGGGCUCGGCGCAUGCGUGCGCGGCGUCGGGCCUGUGGGCUCAUCGAGCUCAUGAACGGGAUGGGCCGCGGAUCCCUGGAGGCGAGACCAGCGGGCCAGCGUGAGCCGAGCAACGACGACAUGAUGCUGGCCUGGCAGCUCGUGCAGCAGUGUGCGUUACAGGACGCAGCGCGGUACGAGCGCGACUGCCGGGGGCUUGCCCCGACAGGCGGUCAAGGGGCGGAUCUUGCCUGCGACCGAGGACCGCAGGAUGCCUACACAGGAGAGCGCAAGGGUGCGAGCAGGCAUGUGAUGAUGUGCGCCGCGGCAGUUGCAGAACCCCCCGACGACAUGGUCGUGGACCUGCUGGAGGCGCUGCCUGACGGCGAGCGCCAGUACUACUCGGACGAGCUGAACGUUCUGGACUACAGCGGCAAGUCGGGGGUCCUCUUCGAGGAGCUGGAGGAGCGUUUCGCCUUCGUGGGGGGCUCGACGUCCGAGUGCGCCCGCUACAUGAUGCGGGCCGAUUUGCCGAAGGACAUGUGGACGUUCGAGGGCCCCAACGACGUCCAGGCCUACUGCGGGUUCAGCUGUGUGCCCAAGAAGGGCCCCACCAAGCAGCGGAAGGUCCUGAUGAUGUGUGCCAGCAACUACGUGUGGGCCGACCCCCACCAGCGCGGAGACCACGGGAUGCACGGCGGAGCGGCCAUCGCCUCCAUGUGCGCCCCGACGGACGAGUGGGGCGUAGCAGCGUUCGACGAGGACAACGCCUUCACCCGCCUCCGCGUCCCCGCUUGGAUGGCCAAGUGGCAGGCUUGCCCGCCGAUCCGCGCCUGCUGGGCGCGGGGGGAACUCAGCCAGCGCUUGCGCGACUUGGUGGGGCCGACGGGCUGGAUAGCCCCCUGCUACCACCGCCUGGCCAUGGGCGGCUCGCGCUCCGUGCGCCUGCUCAUGACGGUCAACAUGGCGAUAAUCGGCAGGGCGCUGCUGGGCGUGGGCGCUCGCUUGGGGGCGCUCGCGGGCGCCGCGGAGCCCGCCGAGGGCGGGGCCAGCGGUGCGCCGCGCGCCUCGCCGCCCGAGGACGGGGGGCUGGAGGCGGACGACCUGGGGGAUGCCGGACCUGAGGACGCUCAGCAGCAUCGCUACGACGACGACUGGCUCGGGCAGCAGUCCAGCUGCCGUGCCGCGCCGCCUAGCCCGUCGGGCUACAGCGUGGCGGAGUGGCUAGAGGCGGUGAGGCGGGCGAAGCGGGACGACGAGCGUGCGAUGGUGACGGCCGAGGGCAAGUUGGCCGACGGCACCUUCCGCACGAGCCCGCUGGCCCAGUGCCCCGAGGGGAUGUGCGAAGCGCUGGGCGCUUUGAUUGUCCAGACCCUGGCCAUCUUCGAGCAGACCGGUCUGGGCGGCACCGGGUGGCGAAGGCCGCCGGAGGCCGACAGGUCGGUCACCGCCUGGAGCUCGCGGAGCACUACGGCAACAGCGGUGGCCGUGCGGAACGAGGACGUGCUUCGCGGCCGUGGGCUGGUGCUGGACGGGCCGCAGAUGGCCGGCUUCGUGGUCACCGACCGCACGGAGGCUAGCGACAUGCAGAAGGUGCUGAGCUACGCGCCACAGGCGCGCCCAGCGCAGCUGCGCUUGCCCCCGGAGAGGGCGCGGGAGCUGGUGCGGCAGCUGGAGGAGAUGGGCGCCACCCGCGCCCUCCACACCGAGGAGCUGCGCUCGCUCUUGGGGGUGUGGAUCUGGGGCGCCCUGCUUCGGAGGGAGCUACUAUGCAUGCCCAGCGCCGUCUUCAGGCUCCUGGAGAGGCACCCGCACCAGCGGGUGUGUACCUGGGCGACCGUCCGCAGGGAGCUGCGAGCUAUGGCGCAGGUAGUCCCGUUGAUGUACGCCGACCUGGGAGCCCCGCCAGCCCCCGUGUAUUUCGCGGCGGACGCCAUGGGCGCCAACGUGGAGGACGACGGCGGCUGGGGCAUACUGGUGACCGACAUGAGCGAGGACAUCGCGAAGGACUUCAUCGACACGGGCGGCAACUUGGGUUACACCGUGGCGCGGCUGGACGGCGAGCUCACUGGACUGCGACGGCCCGAGCAGGUCAUCCGACGGACGAAGCCCUUCAGCCUCCUGCCGGAUCGCGUGUUCAAGCCCGACGAGGACUGGACGAUCGUGGGCGCGGGGAGGUGGCGGACGGCCGACCACAUCGCGCUGGGCGAGGGGCGCUGCGUCGUGAAGAUCAGUAGACUGGCGGCCGCCACUCCGGCCCUCCACCGCACCGUGCUGCCGAUCCUGGAGGACAACCAGCCAGUCUCAGGCGCGGUAUGCAAGGGCAGGAAGCUGGACAGCACUUCUGUUGAGAAGGUUAAGCCGCACACCCUGGCGGCUUACAGGGCAGCGGCUAUGAAGUUCGUGACCUACCUGGACGAGCACGGCUUCGUCCCCGACGGGCCCGAGCAGUGGGGCGACCUGCUUGUCGAAUACAAGAACGACAUGCAGAUGACCAAGUGCAAUUUCGAGUACGCCGUCGCGGCGGUGGACAUCAAGGAGGCAGGACGGUGGCUCACGGAGUCCAGCCUCCGCAUCUACGUGGACGUUGUCACCGCCUCCAGGGUCCUGGCUCAGGCUGAGCAGCGAGGAAUCGCACCGCUCAUCCGCGAGGCGGCCGAGAAGCUGCCCAACUACUUCCCGGAGGACAUCUUCGGCGAGGGUCAGGGCAUCCAGCAUGCCGCCAGCGGGCUGGCGCAAGGGCCAGCACCCCGAGCGGCGCCAGCCCAGCCGCCUGCGCCAGCACUAGGCGCACUGGUGGAUGGGCUGCUGGCGGGCCCGCAGCAGCCGGGGGAUGCAGCAGCGGGCGCGGGCGCGGCCGAGGCCGAGGCGCCGGCGCCAGCGGCCCCUGGCGUGGCAGCACUGGGGCCCCCGCAGCCGCUGGUGGCGCAGCCGCUGGCAGCGGGCGCGGCCGCGGGGUUGAGACGCGCGCGCUGGAGCAAGUGGUCGCUGCUGCGCGCGGCCUGGCUCAUCGCAAGGUGGUGCGGACGAUCAACCUCGCGAGGAGUGACGUGGGCGGCGGUCGCCGCGAUGCUGAUCGGGUGGCGCUACAUGGCCGGGCCGCUGACCCACGUCGGGACCAUGAUGGGCGCCGUGGCCAGCGUAUCUGUCUCGGCAGGCAAAGUGGUCGACAGCAGCCUUGGGGCAGUCAUCACGGCGGCACAAGGCGUGUCAGACUUCGCCGCGACGUCGCCCCGCAGCUCGGCGAGCCUCCUGCAGGAGGCCUGGCGCGGAGUGGACAUCACCAACCUUCACGUCCGCCAGCGCCACGCCGAGCGGCUCGCGGACGACCCCGAGAUCUUGCAGGAUUGGAUCCAGCGCGAGUUCCUGACAGGCGAGCCCCGACCGCCUGGAGCCGAGCAGGUCGCCACCGCGAUCGCUGAGGCUUCGGUUGCCAUACCUCACGUGUCGGAGAGAUGGCAGAUAAUGAUCUGGCCCAGUCAAUACCGCGAGCUGCACAUGACACUCGACCUGCUGCCGUCAGGUUUCUACGGAGUCCAUAUGGUCGAGCGAAUCGUGAAUUUCUCGGUCCAGUGGAGCAACCCAGUGUGGAGUAGCCUCGACUGUGACAUCAGCUCUGAGAGAGAUACAGUCGUGGCUCACAUCAACUCCACUUUGGCAGGGCUCCCGCUCCCCGAGAUCCGCUACAUGUCCAUGACUGAUCGUGAAAUCCAAGUCGCCAGGCUCCCAG
Molecule: messenger RNA, 5513 nt
Organism: Prorocentrum cordatum
Lineage: Eukaryota; Dinophyceae; Prorocentrales; Prorocentraceae
Source: the annotation of a GenBank genome assembly